Molecule: messenger RNA, 1515 nt
Organism: Zymoseptoria tritici IPO323
Lineage: Eukaryota; Fungi; Ascomycota; Dothideomycetes; Mycosphaerellales; Mycosphaerellaceae
Product: putative Sodium/dicarboxylate symporter
Exons: 4
Coding region: 1-1515 (504 amino acids)
Biological process (GO): L-glutamate transmembrane transport
Cellular component (GO): plasma membrane
Molecular function (GO): glutamate:sodium symporter activity; neutral L-amino acid transmembrane transporter activity; L-glutamate transmembrane transporter activity
Source: RefSeq, a predicted model, not a curated record
AUGGCCACUGUUCCUACCACCGAAUCCAUACCUCACGAGAAAGGCGAUGCUAUCGAGAAUGGACAUUCUGUAUCUUCGCAGAGUCCACCGCCCGGAACACGCACGGGUCCUGAGACCGAGAAGCCGAAGCUCAAUUUUGGCCAGAAAUGUCUGAGGGAGCUCAAGACUCCUGGUUCCGCCAUUCAGAUCAUUCUUGCCGCAAUCCUUGGUAUUGCGAUCGGAAUCGCUGUCAGUUCGACUACGACCGAUAUUCCUGAAGCGGCCCCAACGAUCUUGGAGAUUCCUGGAAUGCUUUGGCUGCGAGCCCUGAGGGCAACGGUACUCCCCCUCAUCGUCACUGCUAUCAUCUUGGCCGUGCAAAACCUGAAGGACAUGUCCGAAGGCGGCUCCAAGCUCGUAAAGUGGACCAUCGGAUACUAUGUUCUCACCACAAUUUUCGCCGUAGUCCACAGCAUGAUCCUCAUGGACUUGGUCUGGUCAAACUUGAUGGUAGUCGCCGACGCCGAGAGUCUACAAGUCGACUCAGAUCAACAGGAGACGAUCGACGAGAACUCCGGCAAUGCUCCACACGAUAUUGUGGUCUCAGUCUUCACAUCGUUCAUUCCUCAGAACAUCUUCCAGGCGUUGGCCGAGGAUCAGCUACUGGGCGUGCUCGUCACCGCUGUGGUUGUUGGCUGCUUGCUCAAGAGAGACUCUGCACUUCUCAGGGCCGUCAAGGAAAUCGACAAGAUGGUCUUCAUUGUCAUCAGCUUUCUCAUCAAGCUGGCUCCGAUCGGUGUCUUCUUCCUCAUCCUUGCCAAUCUGCUGACCCUGCCUAUCUCGGACAUUGGCAUUAAUCUGGGCGUCCUUCUUGGCUCCUCUAUCGCAGGCAUGUUCAUCCACUUGUUCAUCUUCCUGCCGAUCAUUUUCUUCUGCUUCACCCGCGAGAAUCCGUUCACCAUCUGGAUGAAGUGCUCUCCUGCUUGGAUCACUGCUUGGGGUUCGGCUUCAUCGGCUGCCACUCUCCCCGUGACCAUGAGAUGUCUGAGGAAACAGAAGAUCGCAGAGCCGAUUGUGCAAUUCACUGCUCCGUUGGGUGCUUUGAUCAACAUGGACGGGACGGCCAUUUACUUCCCAUGCGUCGUAGUCUUCCUCGCAAUAACCCAAGGGAUGACUUUGAACGCAGGCGACUACACGCUCAUCGUCCUCCUCGCGGUCCUGUCAUCCAUCGCGACAACACCGAUCCCAUCAUCCUCGCUAGUCCUCACAAUCAUGAUUGCGAACUCAGUGGGCAUCCCGAUCACAGGAAUGUACGCCGUCGUUGUCGCCAUAGACUGGUUCAUCGAUCGGUUCAGGACUGCGGUGAAUGUCAGCGGAGAUGUAUUUGCAGCUCGUAUCCUAGAGAAGAUGUCAGGGAUCACGGACGAAUCGGUCAGUCCGGGAGGACGGGAGCAGCAGAUCUUGGAUCGUAUGGUGAUGAGCGAUAAUCAAGCGACUCCGGAGAAUGCGGAUAUCAUCACGCCGGUGAAGGCGUGA